UCAUGGGCGGUCGCGCCGCGGGGUCGCCAGGACAACGUGACCUACGUGGACUUUUACCUCCACCGGCCGUCGGUGGCGGCGGUUUUUGCCGCGUCGUACCUGCUCAUCUUCCUGCUGUGCAUGCUGGGUAACGGUGUGGUUUGUUUCAUGGUGCUGCGGCGCAGGGGCAUGCGGACAGUGACCAACUUGUUCAUCCUCAACCUUGCUGUCAGUGACUUACUGGUGGGCAUCUUCUGCAUGCCCACCACGCUGGUGGACAACAUCAUCACAGGAUGGCCUUUUGGGAACACGGUCUGCAAACUAAGCGGGAUGGUUCAGGGAAUCUCGGUGUCGGCAUCUGUCUUCACACUGGUGGCUAUAGCUGUUGACAGGUUCCGUUGCAUCGUGUAUCCUUUCAAGCAGAAGUUGACCAUUGCCACGUCCAAGCGCAUCAUCGCCGUCAUCUGGGUCCUGGCGGCGUCCAUAUCGUGCCCGUCGGGCGUCAUGCUGCAUGUAGCGCAGGAGCCCAGCGUGCGCAUUGUCCUGCGGCGUCGCCAGGAAAGCCGCCCCUUCUACUGGUGCCGGGAGAACUGGCCCGGUCCAGACAUGCGCAAAGUUUACACCACGGUGCUCUUUGUCAAUAUCUACCUUGCCCCGUUGGCUCUCAUCGUCAUCAUGUAUGCCCGCAUCGGUUUGGUGCUGUUCAGAAGCUCCAAACCGUCUGCGUCCCUCCGAGGCCUCGGGCCUGGGACUGAGGCCCAGCGGGCUGUCUCCAGGAAGAAAAAACGCGUGAUCGCGAUGCUCCUGGUGGUGGCGCUGCUCUUCGUCCUGUCUUGGCUGCCAUUGUGGACUCUGAUGAUGUUGAGCGACUACGCCAGACUGAGCGAGAGCCAGUACCGCGUGGUUAACAUCUAUCUGUACCCGCUGGCUCACUGGCUGGCCUUCUUCAACAGCAGCGUCAACCCCAUCAUUUAUGGCUUCUUCAACGAGAACUUCCGGCGGGGUUUUCGGGCCGCCUUCAAACUUCAGCUGUGCGACGCAGUCACUGAGCACCAGAGGAGCUUUUCCCUUCGUUUGCAGGGAAGCUCUGUUUUGACCAUUCUUUUUUGUCAACGAUGA
Molecule: messenger RNA, 1098 nt
Organism: Nerophis lumbriciformis (worm pipefish)
Lineage: Eukaryota; Metazoa; Chordata; Actinopteri; Syngnathiformes; Syngnathidae
Source: RefSeq, a predicted model, not a curated record